Molecule: messenger RNA, 2127 nt
Organism: Symbiodinium sp. CCMP2456
Lineage: Eukaryota; Dinophyceae; Suessiales; Symbiodiniaceae
Source: the annotation of a GenBank genome assembly
GCAUGGUAUACACCUAUAGACUUGAUUCCAGCCGAUGCCCAGUGGACCACGGGCAUCUGCGAGCAGGCGGUCCAAGGAACCAAGAUGCUCAUGAGUAAACUUUCUGAGGAAGAGCCAAGCAUAACUUCCGAGGAGGCCCUGCGCCACGCCAUUCGGACCUUCAACGAGAGGGAGCAGAUUCGGGGUUUCAGUCCGAUACAGCACGCUUUUGGACGGAGCCCAGACGCUACAGGCCGCCUGGGCGGAGGGCCACAGGAGCUUCCCGAUGAGCUACUCGUGGAAGCUUCCACAGCGGACUUUGAGAGGACUGUGGCUCGCCGGGCCUCCGCGGAGAAGGCCCUAGCAGACUGGCAGGCGGCACAGCGCUUGAGUCGAGCCGCCAACUCCCGCACGAGACGCAAGAUGCGUCACAGGGACGGACGGCUCCAGGAAGCCGUCGUGGACGUUUUCUGGGGCCAGCUCGUGUCUUGGCCUUGGAGCGGAAGCCGGGACAAGACGGAGUCUCACGAGCUGGCAAUGCUAUCUGGCUUGUACGCGGCCGGCUCGCAGUACGAGGACAUCUCCAUGGAAGUGCCCGAGGACCAGGAAUGGCAUCGUGCACAAGAUCAGAAUGAGGAGGACAUCCAGACUGGGACGAGCCAACCCAGCCGAACGGGUCCCUUCGUGGACGAGAGGGCGCACAGCGCCUGGUGGCACGAGGUCAAGGAGGAGAACGCCGCGAUCGCCAUCGAGGUCCCGAUGGCAGAGAGCAAGCGCGGUACCGCGCAGGCCGAGAAGGAGGAGUUCAAGAACGCCAAGGCAACGGAAGUUAAGAACUUCAUAGGGGCCCAAGCGUUCGAGGCACUUCCGGAUGAAAUGAAGCCGUCAAGGGAGCAAGCAAUCUCGAUGCGAUGGCGAAAGCGAGGGCGGUGCUGCUGGGAUAUCAAGACCCUGGCUAUGAACACCGCUCGACCAUGCACAGCUCCCGUCAUGACGCGGCAAACCCGUCAGUUGAUGUUGCAAGUUGCUGCAAAUAAAGACUGGCGCGUGUUCAAAGGAGAUGUGUCUGGAGCGUUCCUUCAAGGCCGGACCUACCCGGACAAGCUGUACUGCAUCCCCUGCAAAGAGAUCUGCGAGGCUAUGGGGAUACCAGAAGGAAGCAUCACGAGAGUACGCCGAGCUUGCUAUGGUUUGGCGGAUGCACCUUUGGAGUGGUAUCGUACGGUAGCAGAAUUCUUGGAGUCUUUGGGACUACAGCGGUUGUGGUCGGAUGCCUGCUCGUGGGUCUGGCGGCCCAAUGGUGUCUUACGAGGAAUGAUCGCAGGCCAUGUUGACGACUUCUUGUUCGGAGGCCGAGAGGGCGAUGCCGAGUGGCAAGAAAUCCUCCGCCGAAUAAAAGAGAAGUUCAAGUGGCGGAAGGACCUGAAGGCUCCGACGACGGAACGUGAGCGAAGCCAGCUGAAAGCUCUCUUGGGGGCCUUGAGCUGGCACGCGCAGCAAAUAGCUCCCCACGUAGCCUUUGCCGUAGGAAUCCUGUUGUCUGAAGUCAAUAACAGCUCUGUGCAAACCAUCAUUAGUGCUAACACCCUUCUGGAAAGUGUGAGAGCCCGUAAGGACCACUGCCUUCGUAUCCACAAGUUCUCGGAACAAGAGGAGCUAGGAGUGUUUGGUUGGGUUGAUGCUGCAAGCCAGAACAGGCCUGAUGGAGGAAGCACCCAGGGGCUUAUCAUAGGACUGGCACCUGUGUCCCUGAUGCAAGGAGAGCUGACUAAGGCAGCGGUGAAUGGAGAAGACUCCAUUUACUACAUGCGUUACCAGUGGAGUGAGAUCGUGCACGAUGUGGCCGACGCAAGAGACCCAGAGGGUUGUGUUCGGAGGGUGUUAGGAUGCCUCAUAUCGGACUCUAGGAAUGUGUAUGACAAACUUCAAACAGAAGUUCUCAGCAUAAAAGGGGCCGAGAAGCGGUCCAACCUGGAGCUCUUGAGUCUCAAGGAGGCACAGCAGCGGACUCAGCUCCAGAUCCGAUGGGUUCAUUCUGAGGCCCAGUUGAGCAACCCUUUGACUAAGUUAGGCAACCAGAAGGAACUGGAGUUGUUCUACCGCAUGGGCUGUGUUUGGCGGAUCGUCGAAGACCCGCAGAUGCGCUCA